Hyaloscypha bicolor E is the source of this 1056-nucleotide messenger RNA. Its product is annotated as taurine catabolism dioxygenase. The transcript has 4 exons. Bases 1 to 1056 code for a protein of 351 amino acids. Lineage: Eukaryota; Fungi; Ascomycota; Leotiomycetes; Helotiales; Hyaloscyphaceae. Gene Ontology annotation, molecular function: oxidoreductase activity. The record is from RefSeq and is a predicted model, not a curated record.
AUGGCACCAGCUCAGGGCUACAAAUUCAAAACUCUCAGUAUCAAGGAGUUACACCCCACAUUUGGAGCUGAAGUAUCAGGACUUGACUUCUCUCAAAACAUACCGGAUGAUGCCUUUGAGGAGAUCUUGAAGGCAAUGGCCAAGUACGGAGUGUGCGUCUUUCGUAGAACUGGACUGGACGACACUGGUCAUGUAGAGUUCUCACGCCGCUUUGGAGAGCUCGACGACAUCAGACCUUAUCUCACACCCGGUCGCAAACUCCGCUACCAGCAUCUUGAGCUUUUUGAUGCUGGAAAUAUUGAUGACAAUGGCAACGUACACGAACCUGACAGCGCUAGAGCUCAAUAUAAUAAGGGAAAUGGGCUUUUCCAUGUCGAUUCAUCUUUCAAUCCACGACGGGCAUCCUACUCGAUUCUUCGAGCAGUCGUCCUUCCGCCUCCAGAAGCUGGCGGCAACACCGAUUUCACUGACACCCGUGCCGCCUUCGCGGAUCUUCCUGAAGAUCUCAAGGAAACUCUCAUAAAGAAAAAUUAUGUUGUAGCUCACUCUUUACACCACUCGCGCAAGAUCGCUGCUCCAGAGUUUUUCAAAGACGUUGACCCCACAUCGUUCAAGAUGAGCAAGCACUACCUCAUCCAACAACAUGAAACAUCUGGCCGCAUGAAUCUCUAUGUAGCUGCGCAUGCGCAUCAUAUCGAGGGAUUGUCGGCCGAAGAGUCGAGUCAACUUUUGAAGCAGCUCAUGGACCAUGCAACGCAGGAGAAAUAUCAAAUGAGCGUUCAGUGGAGGAAUGUGGGCGACUUUGUUAUUUGGGAUAACACUGCUGUUAUGCAUAGGGCCGGGAAGAUGACUGGACGAUUUCCCAGGGACAUGCGUAGAACCACAGUGCAUGAUAAUAGUUCGCACGCGUGGGGCCUGAAUCAAGAGGGAGAGAAGAACCCGGGGUGGUCUUCACGAACUGAGAAAUAUUCAUUUGGUCUAAGAACGACGUGUCUCCAGACAGUUCGUAGUAUCGUACUCACUAUCGGCAAUUCAAGCGAUAACUCCUGGCGAUGA